AUGAAUCAUAAAAAUCCGAGCUAUGAUAUCUUUAGUAAUUCUAUAGAGUAUGUUAUUAUGUCGAUACACUUUAUAAUAGUCCUAAACAGACAGGGUAAGACGAGGCUAGCAAAGUGGUUCGAUCAAACUACUACGUCGCAAGAUAAGCAGCGGAUUACUACGGAAGUUCAUAGACUCAUAUCAUCAAGAGACUCAAAAUACCAGUCCAAUUUUGUUGAAUACAGGCAAAAUAAGCUAGUUUACAGAAGAUAUGCUGGGUUAUACUUCAUUUCAUCUAUUGAUAUGACCGACAACGACUUAAGCUACUUAGAGUCAUUGCAUUUUAUGGUAGAAAUAUUGGAUACUUACUUCAAUAACGUUUGCGAACUUGAUCUAGUGUUUAAUUUCUAUAAACUCUAUGUGAUAAUUGAUGAAAUAUUCCUUGCAGGCGAAAUACUGGAGAUUUCGAAAGAGAAAGUACUAGAUAGAUUGGCCCUGUUAGAUAAGUUAGAUUAG
Messenger RNA from Priceomyces carsonii, 495 nucleotides. RefSeq lists its product as uncharacterized. Gene Ontology annotation, biological process: clathrin-dependent endocytosis; intracellular protein transport. NCBI's taxonomy places the organism in Eukaryota, Fungi, Ascomycota, Pichiomycetes, Serinales, Debaryomycetaceae. Gene Ontology annotation, cellular component: membrane coat; AP-2 adaptor complex; intracellular membrane-bounded organelle. The transcript has a single exon. Gene Ontology annotation, molecular function: clathrin-cargo adaptor activity. The record is from RefSeq and is a predicted model, not a curated record. The coding region runs from base 1 to 495 and encodes 164 amino acids.